GGGUGGUAUAUGGAGAGGCCAACACUGGAGGCUGAACUAAUCCACUACAACAUCAAGCUGGACGAGGCGCUCUUUAUCCUCACCAACGAAGGCUGUGCAGUGUCUGGGAUCAAGGACUGUGAUUCGAUGACGACCUGUCAGGCAGGUAAGAUCGACGACCUCAACGCCGAGAUGCAACAGCUGUUCGGGAUAGUAUCAAUGCCUGGGGAACACGGCUUCAUGGGGGCUGCGGGUCUGCUCAUGUUCGGUUCCGAGUUCAACUACUCUUCACGGCCGGACAUCGACGUCUGCCACGGGAUGGACUGCGAUGUGUUCGAAACCUGCCUGAACGACCCAGCUGAACAGGCCAGCGUUCUUUAUGUCUACUACUGGACCACUGAGGAAUGGCACGUACACAACGACGGAAAACAAGUACCGAUCGCAAUGGAGAUCUUCGGCACGGGGAAGUACGACGGGUCCACAGUGAAGGAGGUCAUGAUGCGUUAUGACUUCUUUGACUUCCGGAGAGACUGGGUGGCCUCGAGAGACGAACUGGAGCCGCCAGCCAACGUGUACUGUGUAGACAGGAAGAACUACAUCACCCCGCCCAAAGCUGUACAGAACUUCAACUACAAGUCCGAGCUGGUCCUGAGUGUUGACGUGGAGGUGCCUGAUGGAGACAACCAGACCCUGCCUGUGAAGUUCAGUGGCAUGUUCCCUAGCACAGAGUGGUACGACUGGACCAUGAGGAUCACCAGGGCGGACUUCAUCCCCCCUACCUCCUACAACAGUGACCGCCGCUUCGAGAAUCUCACUACCCGGAUCCACGAGUUUAACCAAGGUCUCUCGUACAUCAUAAUGGACAGGCAACACUACUGUCAUAUACAGCCCAUUGAGAACAUCACCUCUUGGGGGGACGUGAAGGUGAAUAAGGACGGCAGCGUCUCCAUGCAGAGCCCAUGGAACUUUGAGGACAUGAACCAGCCUAUGCAGUACAACGGAGCUCACUGGGAGCGAGGCUUGAAGGCGGACGUCUGGGUCGGCGUUAAAGAAGACAGUUACCUCAGACUCAACGAAACGUAUGUGUGGUACUACGCUACGCCUCUGGAUCACGAUAUCUUAGGGGAAAUACCAGAAUUCGCUCCAUCGCUGAUCAUCCCAACUUUUGACAAAAUCCCUGUCAAGUUGGAAAAGUACAUUACCCAGCUCGAAGCUCUACCCCACCUCACCUACAACAUCUACGGGUUCGACAGCCAGGUGCCCACCACAUACAAGCAUGAUAUCUCCACCUGCUACGCUUCCAAUCAGAUGAGGCAUUUCCAGUUCGACCUGCCCGCGAACUCCCUCAACAAGACUCAUCAAAGGCGCGACAACCUCAUGUACGGGGUGGUGGAGGCCCUGGGUAUAGCUGGCAAGGUCACCCCCCUCAGGAUCAACAGACUGGAGAUCAAACAGACGGCGGCGGCUUUACAGGUUAUCUUCACGCUCCUGGAGAAACCGACGGAGGUGGGUGACGUGGGCGGCUUGACUAUCGACGAGAACAGUAUGAACAAGGCAGCCACCGAGAUACGGAACAAGAUCGAUGGCUCACAGCUCGUGGUACUCGUGCAGAUUACUGGAGGCCUGGAGCCACUUGUCGUUCAGUUGGUGGGGCUGCCGGGGACCAUGAAGGAGAUCCAGAGGGACGACGGCCACACGCGAGGCACCGUCAUCCCCACAGGGUACUCCUCAGGUGACAUGGGUGGCCUGGCAGUGGGCAUGCUCAUCCUGGGUGGUAUUGUGGGAUACGCUGGAAUCUACAUCUAUUCCUCCCGCAAGUAAGCGCUCUAUAACCUGUGUCUAUCUCAGGACCGUCUACACGCCACCUACCUCUCGCAGGGUGCCCGUGCAACGUCAGUGGCUGCAAGAUGGACUUAACAAUAAUUUUAAUUUCAAGCACUCUGGUUGGCAACACUAGUGGUCGAGGGUACCAAUGACGCAAGUGUUGAACAAGUAGUGGCAUUGCUCAAUUAUUACCACCCCCUUGCCAUGUCCUGAACAAAAUAUAAGUAUAUAAGUAAAAGUAUAAAUACAAGACAAAAAUUAUAAGUUACUUUUAAUAAUGUAUAUUUGGUGUUAAGAAUGAUAGUUUUUUGUAUGUAGUAAUGAAUGUUCAGUGUAUGUAGUAUAGCUGAUAGUGUAGUCAUGGAUAUUGGAAAGUUACCCCACGAAAACAAACCCGGGCAACGCUGAGUAUACCAGUUUAUAUAUACACUUCCCGCGACAUGUAUAUACAGUACUGUAUAAUGUCGACCACGCUAUACUUGAGGAUGUUAUGUCUUUUGUGUCAAACUGAAAUGGUAUAACCGUGCCAACUAGUUAACAAUCACACCAAAGUGAACUUAUCUUAAUAACAAGAUUAGAAACUGUGCACAUAUAUUUCGUUGUUACUCAUCCGCCUCUACCGCCGUGGACUUCCCCGUGUGUUGAUGUUGUCGUACACACCUCUCCUGGUCGUAAAUCCA
Molecule: messenger RNA, 2483 nt
Organism: Homarus americanus (American lobster)
Lineage: Eukaryota; Metazoa; Arthropoda; Malacostraca; Decapoda; Nephropidae
Exons: 13
Coding region: 10-1800 (596 amino acids)
Source: RefSeq, a predicted model, not a curated record